AUGCAGCUUUCCGGUCUCUUCAUCACAGCCUUCGCCCUCUUCGUGUCUCGCAUAUAUGCUCAAAGCGGCCCCCACGGUAUUGAUACUGGAAAUGAGCUAUGCAUGGGCCAGUGCUUGCCUGAACCUUCCCAUCUUCCGUGCAACAAACCUAAGUACCAAGCACAACUGGGCUGCUUUAUGUGCUGCCUUGAGAAUGAUGAUGCUGGUGCUUUUGCAGAUCACAUGCCCGAAGAUAUCUUUGGCGACGGUGACGUCCUUGGCGACGGCGAC
Molecule: messenger RNA, 270 nt
Organism: Aspergillus sclerotioniger CBS 115572
Lineage: Eukaryota; Fungi; Ascomycota; Eurotiomycetes; Eurotiales; Aspergillaceae
Exons: 2
Source: RefSeq, a predicted model, not a curated record